GCCCGGGAGCCUCUGGAUCUGAUGUGGGAGAACAUGGAUUUUCCGCCGAGGAGAGCCUUCAACGCCCGCAUGUGCACGAGGAUACUCACGGUAGUGUUGGUGGUCGCCGUCUUGGUCGGCAUCAUCCGAUUGCGGUCCGUGCCGCUGGCUCACGCGCUGUCACCCCCGGCGAACAAGGUGUGGUCGAUCUACAAUUCCACAUCUUGCUUUGAGCUGUCCGACCUGAAGUUUUACUCGGACACCCAUUGCACGCAGGAACUCACCAACUACACGUGCGUGGAUCCAGAUUCUCCCGGCCUCUCGACCACAGCCUGCCAGAGCAUGCUGACCUCCUUCGAGUCCGCGUCGUGCCCGGGGGCCAACGGUAAUGCUUAUGGAGUGGCAGUGAAGUUCGACGAGGACACCACCGUGAACUGCAUCGCAGCGACCUUGGGACCAGCGACGACGGCGGACUUCAUCCAGUUUGAGGCCUGCGACGAUUCGUUCGUGGGCGGCAAUCUGAAGAACAGCGAGUGGGAGGACAACCCGCAGUGCACCCUGCUGCGGCCGAUCGACCUCCCCGAGGAUACGACGGGCACGGGCGGCCAGACGAUGGUCGUCGAGCGCAUCACCGACCUCGAGACCAGCUGCUCGCGCUUCGACGACACGACAGAAGACGCGGAGCAGGUGCUAGACAGGGUCGAGAGCCGCGGCUACACGCUGGUGACAGAGGUCGCGUUCGAGCCCAGGUUGUCGUGCUUUUGCGACGCCAAGCGGCAAGACUCGGGCCCCUUUUGGGCGUGGCAGAGCGUCGCUGAAGACCCGUCUGCGGAGCACGAGGUCUGCGAAGAUUGGCUGCAAGUCUACAGGGGAAAGAUCUGGCAAAGCACUUUGGCUGGCAUCGUGGUUGUCUUUGCCAAUCAGCUCCUGAAAGCCAUCUUCGGCGUGAUCGAUAAGAUCAAGGUGUUCAAGAGCAGGACGCCCCCGGAGAGUUCUGGAGAUGCCUGGGUGCCUCCGGAGGCCUGUGGAAGGAUCUGGUCGGACGGGGCCAAUUGGGAUCAAUCCCGCUUCCAGGACAAUUUGUCUCAUGAAGAUCUCCCCGCACUGGCUUUCUGGGAUCAGGAUGUGUUUGCUGCGCACGCUCCCAGGACGCAGCUGCAGACUGGCUCCAUGACGAACAUGUGCUUCACGCAGGCCUCAUGCGCAUUCCCGCGCAAGCUGGAUGCGCGUGAAGCGGGGCAGCAGCAGGAGCAGACUUAG
Prorocentrum cordatum is the source of this 1239-nucleotide messenger RNA. NCBI's taxonomy places the organism in Eukaryota, Dinophyceae, Prorocentrales, Prorocentraceae. The record is from the annotation of a GenBank genome assembly.